Molecule: messenger RNA, 582 nt
Organism: Aspergillus niger
Lineage: Eukaryota; Fungi; Ascomycota; Eurotiomycetes; Eurotiales; Aspergillaceae
Exons: 3
Coding region: 1-582 (193 amino acids)
Source: RefSeq, a predicted model, not a curated record
AUGCGGCGGCCCAACCCCAGUGGAUCAGGCUCAGUGAAGCCUAAUGCCGCAAUGCAAGCCAGCGCUGAGCCGUCUCAAUCAGCCUUCAUUCUGAUCAGUCGCCGUAGCAGGCGACAGAGAACCCGGCAAAGUGGAAGUGGAAGGCAUUCAGUCUUGAUUAAGGUGUUCGGUCAUCAUCUACAAUCAUACCGUCAUAGCUGGCCGGAUAUCUGGGUGAUGAGGAGAGAAAAGAAAGACAUUCGAGGUUGCCUUACACUAAGAUUAGAAAGGCGCUCCGCAGCGGUUCGGUCCUCGGCGAGACAGCGCCUCGCGCAGAAUUAUCCGAAACCUCCCGUCCCCUUCGAAAAGUGGAAGCAGAACCAAGAGUUUAAUUCGUGGCUGUGGUCGACUGCCUGUCAGCGUAAGCGAAUGAUUGCUUUGGCAGAGUUAGAAACUAUAUUAGACACUUCUUUCAUACUUCCAGAAGCCCAAAAACACUGGAUAAGUUUGGGUCCACAUCCCAGACUUCCUGCUAUCCAGGUAACCGUAGCCUUAAUGAAAGCAGCAAAACUACAACACUUGUCUGCACCUUCUCCCAUAUAG